AUGGAUAUUUCUUUUGCACAUAGCAACUACCAAAACCCUACAGAAGCGUUUGACCGCGAUUGCCAUGCCUCUUUCUUGGGCGGAAACAACCUUCUUGGCAUCGCGAGCCUGGAUCUCCUGGAUGCGGGCCGUUUGACAAAAUUUACAACGGGAAUAUCUCACAACCUGAGCGUGCUUGUUACCAGCGGCCUGGAGGAGCUUUCAGCCGAUGGGGGUGACAAGGGCGAAACCGUGGUGGCGUCUCACCGGAACGCCGUACACGCCUAUGCUUAUUUCCUCAGCGUCAUUCAUGAAUACCUUCACAACCGAUUGCUGGACAGCCAGAAGGCAGAGGCGAGCGCUAAGGGGGCCGCGCCCAAAAAGCGUGGAGGGAAGGCCAAAAAAGCUGUACAGGAGGACCCUGGAAAUGAAAGCGCUGUCGACUGGCCUGCGAUUAUGGAGCGAAUCAUGAGGGCGCUGGGUCGCACGUUAAAAGCGAACUUGGACGAGAUCCUGUACCGCUCACCAGCGGAUAAGUGCCGGCUUGCUGAGGUUUGCGUUCUGACGGCCGCACGCUGCCUGGAGGACAGUUCAAUUACCAAGCAAACCGCGAGUACCAAGCAGAAGGCCACCCUGGCGGCGUGUCUGGAUGUGGUGGUUUUGUCCGCAACACGUCAUGCCAACGCCAACGGUUGCCUUGACCUCGUGGGGGAGGCGUUGUUCCGGUUGGUCAAGGAGCACGAUCACGGUCCUGACCUUGCCGUCCAGGCUGCUGCCCUCGCUGCUAGCCAGCACGACAGCCUCUCCUUGGGCAAAAAGCUGGUGAUGAAAUUCUGUGAGGUGGAGCCCGAAGGAUACGACGAAAUGGCAUCGCAUGAUACCAAGCCGGUCAAGAGAGCAGCCGAGAUGCUCAGCGGCAUGGCCGCCGCUCUGUCAGACGUCUUGCACGCCAGCAUCGGCCAGCUGAUGCCCUACUUUGGUUGCAAGACGGCCGUCACAAUCCGUAGCAACCUCGUGGAAUGCAUGGGCCACUUGAUGAAGUCAUAUAUGGCGUGUGGCAUGAACGAGAAAGGCAGCCGCCCGCUGCAGAUGAGUCGGCAGAACGUCGCACAAAAUCUGGUGGCGCGUGUGAAUGACAUGCACGCGUUAGUCAGCCGCGAACCCAAGCUGCCCAGGCAGGAGGCCAAUAAUGCUGUACAGUCAUCAAUAGCGACCCUGAACAUGUUGGGGGAGAGGAAGACGGCAUUGAAUACUAUCGAGGCCCUGGCCGAGCGCAACUGCUGGCCCAUAGAAUACGUUGUGCUAGCGGCUAAGUCAGCCGUGGCCAGGCUGGAUGAUGGUGCCCUGGCUGCGGGCGCCGCCCUCGGCCUGCUCUGCAAGCUCGUGCAUAUCACGGCGAAGACACAGCUAACAGACGCCUUCCUAGUUGGCAGCCUUAACCGUUUUGAGGAAGAUCUGAAGCCGGACGUUGUGGAAGAUGGACAGGAGGAUGCGCAGGAUAGCGACCCGCAUUGGGAAGCGGGUGCCUUAGGAGGUGGCGAGACGCAAGCUGCUGGUCCUGACGGCCAGCAAGACAUCAUCAUGCCCACGCAACUCGACGAUGGCGCAGGUAGUGGUCCACCGCCGCAGCCAGACCCACAUGACAACAACAAUGGCGGCGCUGGCGCACGCGGGAACAUGACGUACUCGCAGGUGCGACUCCUGAUUGCAACGCUGAAGGAGCUGCUUGAACUAUCAAGGGCGCUGGCGGCGGCCCUGCCUGAGGUGGAAGCUCUGCUUACUUCGGACAGUGCUGAUGUUGCUGAGAAGGCCAUCCAGCUGCUCACCUUAUGCAGCCAGAAGCAGCUGCAGGGGGUCGCUGAUUCCUGGCGGCGUGUGUGGCACCUCGUAUUUUCCACGUCCGAGAAGGUCCGCGAAACGGUUUUGGAUGCCUUCUGUAACUUUCUCCUGCCGGCGAGUAUCGCAGGCGCGAGUACGCAGAAGCAGCAGAAUGCCUGCAUAGUCUUGAAGCUGACCCAGAUGGUGGAUAACCUGGCGCUGUGCGAUCAGGAAGCUCUUGAGGAGCUCAUGCGGCUGGCGAUAACAGGCAUUGCACCCGGUCAGAGCCCCGUGUUUGGGCCGGACAUCGUGCGGAUCAUGCUCGAAAAUAUGAAGGCCGCUAUCAUCCAAGCAACCCUGCUCGAGCGCGAGGGCGUCAGUGCUGCUAAGGAGGCACGGCAAUCACGGAUCAUGGCCGGUCGGCUAAGCCUGCUGUGCGGCAUGGUUGCGCGCCAUGCGCCUGAGCUGGUGGUGCAUGACGUGGAGAACCUCAUCCUCCACCUCAAACGAAGCCACACGAUCCUCAAGGACCCGCUUCUUGUGCGCAACCUGGCGCUCAUACUGCGAGACAUCGCUGGUGCUCUACACGCUGCGCCUAAGGGCGGCUUGGCCUGCGGAAGCAAGUACCAGCCAGCCAACCACAUCCCCAACGCCCUAGCCAACUUGGUCAGCAUUCUGGUCAGCGGCCAUCUGCCGCAGCACGGCAGCGCGUGGCCGCCCGCCGCGCAGGCCGCCACGGCGGCGAUCUAUCAGCUGCACCCGGAGCCGCACACGCUUCUCUGGCCGCUCGUGCAGCACCUCGCCGCGGAGCUUGUGGGCGGGCGCGCAUCGGCGACGCAGAUAGCGCGUGCCGUUUACCUUGUGGGCUGCAUUGCCACACAGCAGCUGGCCUUGCUAGACACGCUAACCAAGCGCGUGAGGGAGGAACGUGCCGCUCAGGAGAAGAAAGCGGCAGAGCAGGCCUCUGCAAACGACAUGGACGCGCAGCUGGGCACCGGGCAAGCAAGGGAUGCCCAGCUCGACGCACUGCAUGAUGACCUAGCGGCCAGGCUUAUGGGGGAUGGCCUCAUCAACAUGUGGGGCAAACUGGUGUCGGAGCUGUGCCACAACCCCUCGCUUCUGGCCCUGCACCCUGACCUGGCGUCUGCGGCCAUGACAACGCUAGCCAAAUUCAUGGCGCUGAGCGUGACCUACUGCGAGGAUAACUGCCCAGUCUUUUUCACUCGGCUCUCGGGCGGGAACGUCAAGCUCGCGCCCGAGGUGCGCUGCGGCAUGCUGGUAGCGCUGGGUGACCUGGUCCGACGGCACCCGAACGUCGUGGAGCCGUGGACGGAGCGCAUCUUCAUGUGCCUGAAAGAUGAAAACGAAGAGGUCGCCAAGACCUGCUUGUGCAUCCUGGCGCACUUGAUCCUGAGCGGAAUGACCAAAUCCAGGGGCCACAUGCCCCACGUGGCCCGCUGCCUUGUGGCUCCCAACCCAGCCUUGCGUGAUCUUACCAUCCGCCUCUUCAACUCGAUGUCAAAGAAGCAGGCUAAGGGCGGCCAGAACGACGUGUUUAAGAACUUGGCUGACAUCAUCUCUUCGUUGACCCGCGGCGACCCCAUAACGGAGGAGGACUUCAGGACAAUGAUGCAGCGAUUGUUAGGCUACGUCAAGGCGGACAAGCUAGCAGAUAAGCUUAAGGAGCGCCUCUGCGAGCGGUUUCAGAACGUCGUAUGCGAGUUCGCAACUAGUGCCCAGGCUCCCGCCAUGUCAGCGGAGGCAGGGGAUACUGCCCCAUCCGGAGGCAUCGGCGCCGUCGCUGGCCCCACCAGCAGCAGCGGCAACUCUUACGAUGCAGUGGUCCGUGAAUGGCGCUUCCUAGCUGACUGCAUCGCGCUCAUCCCUUACAGCGAGAAGGGACUGCACACGUACAUGGAGUCCCUGCGGUGUUACAAGCACGCUCUGGGCGACGAGCACGUGUACCAGGUGUUCAAGGGCAUUGCAGAGCACGCACGCCGUGGCAACCGCACGGCGGAGUUCAAACAAGAGGUCGCAGAGUACGAGGCCCGCUUGAUGGAGGCACACAUGUCGCUCCGGGAGGAGCAGAUGCAGCAGGCCGCUGCGGCAGCAGAGGCCGCCAAGGCUGCUAAGGCUGCCAAGGACGCAGCAGCCGCUAAGGCUGCAGCCGCGGCUGAAGCUGCAACCCACAGCUCUAACCAAGAUGGCGCAACACAGCAGGCUGCGCAGCAGGGUGACACCACUGGUGAGGCGCAGGGCGGCGAUAAGAUGGCAGACGAGCUUGCGGGUGCCGGUGAUGGGAUGCAGCAGAACCUUGGGACAGCACUGGCGGAUACAGGUGACACAGUCAGCGAUGCGCUGGUUAGCGGGGUAGGUGAAGACUUCAACCGCAGAGGUGACGACGGUAUGACCGAGGGUGCCGGCCAUGUUAUUGCGUCCACGAGCGGCGGGGAUGACGACGCUGGUGGCGAUGAUGAGGAUAUGGCCUCAGCGGGAGAGUACACCGAGGGGGUUGAUGAGGAGGAGGACAAUGGAAAUUGCGAUGACGAGGGAGAUGGUUUGGAACCACGAGAGGGGGCGACGCAUGCACACACAGGGCCCAAAGCCAACAACGAUGAACCCAUCACACCAAGGGCCGAGGACGAACUCGAUGAGCAUGCAGAGGACGACGAAGAAAACGGAGAUGACGAAGGUGCUUUCACAGACGCCGAAAUGGAGUGGAACGAGGAUAGCACGGAAGGUAACCCGGCAACACCGCUUGGCGACAUCAGCGUCGAGUUAAAUAGAGAACAUGCCGCACCCGCUCCUUCCAGCAGCGUGUCUGGCACACCCAUGGCCAUCACGCCGUUGCCCCUGGCUUUCGUGAGGAACCUGAAUGAGCGGCCUCCCGCGGACGCAAUGGCCUGGUCGCCAGGGCCGUCAUGCACCACUAGUAACACCGCCCCUUCUGCAGUGCCUGCGGGCUCGCGCGUACAGGAGAAUGCGAACCCUGCGUUUGCGGGUUUCAGGAUUAAGCCCGAUCCCGAUGUUCCCAAGGGUGCCAUGCAGGGUGUAGUAUGGCCCAUGGGUGGCGUGAUUGGAGUCCGCAUCAAGCCGGACCCUGACGGCCCCAGCGCCCGCUCAGCGCUUUGGCGCUGCUCCUAUGCUCCACCCAUGUUCGCCAAAACCACUCAAAGCUCAUGCUAAUUGACUCAGCAUCGACUGACCUGCAACCCGAUACAGCCUAACGAAACUCUCUCUUCCCCUUGGCUUUCUGCGUCACCUGCGGUGCUCAGUUCGGUACAGCGGCAUCGAGUCACGGGCCCUUCUACUUCUUCUUUGUCGAGGUAACCCACAACGUCAAUUCCAAGCCCCCUAACCCCACUCGGAAGCCUUUUUGGACACUAAAAACAAACCGGCUACGACUAACGCGCGGCUAAACCCGAAAGAAGAAACCACCACAAUUAAUUGCAUUAGCGCACUUGGUCCUAUAGUUCUCAAUAUUAGGGAAUGUGCUAAGAACGCCACGCCAUGCGCUUCUUUUCAUCAUCACCUGGCAUACAGUAUUUCCGCCACACACACCCCAUCAGUUCACACACGCCCGCAUGGUCGCACGCAGGAAGAAGAAUGCAAUUGCAAGCUGCUGCUGCUGCCGUUGGCUCCGGGGCGUGUAGUUUUUUUUAAACGGCCGCCUGGCACCUGGCGCUACGCGACGCAGAAAGGGACUACUCGAGCACGACACUUUUGUAAAGCGAAGCUCCCGCACGCCCUCAAUAUCGCCCAUGGCCCAUCAUCCGCAGCGCGCAGCUC
Molecule: messenger RNA, 5586 nt
Organism: Volvox carteri f. nagariensis
Lineage: Eukaryota; Viridiplantae; Chlorophyta; Chlorophyceae; Chlamydomonadales; Volvocaceae
Exons: 23
Coding region: 1-4983 (1660 amino acids)
Biological process (GO): mitotic chromosome condensation; meiotic chromosome condensation
Cellular component (GO): condensed chromosome, centromeric region
Molecular function (GO): histone binding
Source: RefSeq, a predicted model, not a curated record